Molecule: messenger RNA, 2118 nt
Organism: Trichoderma atroviride IMI 206040
Lineage: Eukaryota; Fungi; Ascomycota; Sordariomycetes; Hypocreales; Hypocreaceae
Biological process (GO): transmembrane transport
Cellular component (GO): membrane
Molecular function (GO): transmembrane transporter activity
Source: RefSeq, a predicted model, not a curated record
AUGGCCUCAUCAGGCCGAAACACGCGUGCGUCGACUCGCAAUGACGGGCGAUUUUCUCUCCAAAUGCGAAGUAGACGCUCAAACGAAAAGGCAAUCAUCGAUAAUCCUCUAGCCCAUCUGACGGAUGAAGAAUUGCAACGCGACGUCCGAUCUUUCGUAGAGAACCACAUACCGUCUAUCGCAUACGAGGAUCUUAUACGUGCUGCUCGAGUUGCCAAGGAUGUCCGUUUAUAUGAUGAAGUUGCUAGGAAAGAGGGAUAUCACGACGAGUCAGACCUUUUAGUGCAACUCACAGAAGAGGAGAAGCGAGCUCUGCGCCGUGAAAGGGAUGUGCCCUUUAGUGAAAAGGGCAUGCGAGCUGUCAUUCUCACAGUUUCCAUUGCUGCUCUAUUACAAGGCUUCGUUCAAUCGUCUUUCAAUGGCGCUGGGUUGUAUAGAGAAGAGUGGGGGCUCCAAGAACACGUCAGGAUGGGCAGUUCUGUGAAUUGGGAAUUCGGAGCCGUCAACGCAGUUCCUUUCUUUGUUGCCGCGGUUAUUGGCUGCCCUCUUGCGCUGCCAAUCAAUUACUGGUUUGGCAGACGUGGAGGCAUUUGCGCUGCCGCCGUGUUGAUAUUCGCGAGCUCCAUAGCGGCAGCUUUUUCAAUAUCUUGGUAUUCUCUGCUAGGGGUAAGAGUGUUUAACGGCAUCGGCAUGGGAAUCAAGGCCGUCAGUACGCCAAUCUUGGCCGGAGAGACUGCUGUCGGAUUCUGGCGAGGAUCUGCCAUCCUUUUGUGGCAGCUAUGGGUCGCAUUUGGCAUCAUGAUUGGCUUCGCAUUCAACCUCCUCUUCACAAAAGCUCAAACGGACCGAACAACACUGGCUCUUAUCAAUGCGGCGCCCAUGGUGCCCAGCCUGGCACUCCUGAUUAUCGCCAUAUUCUUUUGCCCCGAAUCUCCCCAAUAUCAUCUUACAAAAGGCCCCAACUAUGAUGUCAAAAAGGCGUUCAUAAGCAUGACCAAACUGCGAAACACCGAGCUGCAAGCGCUACGGGAUAUGUAUCUUGUGUACAAGUCGCUCGAAAACGAGUCCAUGGGUCUAGGCAAUCUAGACGCCAAUGCGUUUCGAUCGCCGGGAUUCUUCUGGGUCAUUCGAGAUUUCCUCAGACAGUACAGACAGCUUUUCCAGCAGAGGCGUUUAUACAACGCCUUGAUAUCUGCUUCGACGGUGAACUUGGCUCAACAGCUGUGCGGAAUAAACGUUAUGGCUUUCUAUUCUGGAUACCUCUUCACCGACGUCGGUACUGGUCGCGAAUACUCGAAAAUGAUAUCAAUGGUGUAUAGUCUUGGCUUCGGCGCAAUCAACUUCUUGUUUGCACUGCCGGCGGUGAGAAGUAUCGACACGAUGGGCAGACGCAGGUGGCUCCUGAUUACGCUUCCUUUCAUGGCGCUAUUCAUGCUCGGCGCUGGCUUGUCUUUCAUGAUUGAAACUCCAACCAUCAGGAUAGGGGUUGCUGCCUUUUUCUUAUUUAUGUUUUCAGCGGCGUAUUCUCCAGGUUUAGGACCGAUCCCCUUUACUCUCGCAUCAGAAAGCUUUCCUUUGUCCCACAGAGAAGCAGGAACUUCUUGGGCGAUUGCAAUCAACUUGGGCUUUGCCGGCGUCUUGUCAAUUGCCUUUCCAAUCAUUGAUUCGGGCGUCAAAGCAGCUGGCGCAUUGUGCAUCUUCGCAAUCCUCAACGUCUUUGCCUUUGUCUUGGUCUUUUUGCUUGUCGAGGAGACAAAGCGCCGCACCCUCGAGGAGCUGGAUCACAUCUUUGCUGUUUCCAAGAGAAAGUUUAUGCGUUACCAACUACUCGACAAUCUCCCGUGGCUGAUCCGAUGCCGUCUCUUUGGAGGCAAGCAGCCCAAACCGGAGCUCUAUGAGGAUAUGACAUGGGGCUCGGCCUCGGCAGACUAUGACGACUCGACGCCUUUCCAGAAUGCUGAAUUCAUGGGACGCUAUCAGGAACCCGCAGCCCCAGCGGCCGUGGAACUGGUCCAGCAUCGCGGCUUUGAGUUUGCUCCCAUUGAGGCGAGGGCCCAGUCCAGUGAAUAUAAUUUAAAGGCAACAAACAACUUUGGUCCUGUGAGCAACCGAUUCUAG